AUGGCAGUUACAGCUGCUCAAAGAGUGGUUAAACUGGCUUUAACAGUUGCAUCAAUCAUAAUAUUCAUCCAGGGGUCAUUUACAAUUGUAAUGCACCAACUCAUCACGAACUUGGUUUUCUCCAGCGACCCGAUUCGCAGGCAGAAACAUCUGGAUUAUAGCAAGAAACAGUUUAUCUUGUUGUUGGUGACUAUUCUGACCAUUGUGGCCCCUUCAAAAGUUAGGAUUUCCACUGAUAAUCGCACGAUUCCAAGAAACCUGGUGGCUACCGAUCUUCAAACAGGAGGGCUCCUUACCAGCUUAAAACGCAAAUCUGUUCUGAUCUCAAAUCAUCAGAUCUAUACAGAUUGGGUUUUUCUAUGGUGGCUGGCGUACACGGGUGGACUAGCAGGAAAUGUGUUCAUCAUGCUCAAGCAAUCGCUUGCAAACAUUCCAAUUAUGGGCUACGGAAUGAGGAACUACAAGUUCAUCUUUAUGAACCGCAAGUGGAGCAAAGACAAGAUCAAUCUGGCAAAUAGAUUGAGCGAUAUGGAUCACAAUGCCAGGGGAAUGGGCGAAUUGGCUGGCAAACAUUAUGCCACCAAAACCGAGGACGGCCUGGAAAUAUGGAAGGAUAAAGGUUCUAGUGACGUCGACAUGAGGCAGAUCAGCUGGCCUUACUCAUUGAUUAUUUUUCCUGAGGGUACAAAUUUGAGUGAGAACACACGCAACAAGAGUGCGGUCUUCGCUUCGAAGUCAAACCUUCCAAAUUUCCGAAAUUUGGUGCUUCCUCGAAUGACAGGACUGAGGUUUGCGCUGCAGGAACUGAGAAACAGCUGCGAAGUGGUAUACGAUGCCACAAUUGGCUAUUCGGGCGUCAAGCAACACGAGUACGGACAGGACAUCUAUAGACUGGACGAAAUUUUCCUAAAAGGCCAAUCUCCCGAGCUUGUAGAUAUUCAUCUCAGAGCCUUCGAUGUCCAUGAAAUUCCGAUCGAUGACGAGAACGAGUUUUCAGAAUGGCUGUUGAAAGUCUGGAAGGAAAAAGACGAGCUGCUGGACUUUUACUACAAGACAGGCUCCUUUGACUGUGGUGAGGGAGUUACAAACCAAGUUGUCACCGGUGUAUGCAAGAUCAAACGCUCCGAGAUGGCACAAAUACUCGCACUUCCGUGCUUGACUGCAUUAACGCUAGGGCUAGUAUUGUGGAAGAAAUAUGCUUAA
Messenger RNA from Lachancea meyersii CBS 8951, 1203 nucleotides. The record is from the annotation of a GenBank genome assembly. Lineage: Eukaryota; Fungi; Ascomycota; Saccharomycetes; Saccharomycetales; Saccharomycetaceae.